Molecule: messenger RNA, 1419 nt
Organism: Penicillium malachiteum
Lineage: Eukaryota; Fungi; Ascomycota; Eurotiomycetes; Eurotiales; Aspergillaceae
Exons: 3
Coding region: 1-1419 (472 amino acids)
Biological process (GO): glucose 6-phosphate metabolic process; glycolytic process; intracellular glucose homeostasis
Cellular component (GO): cytosol; mitochondrion
Molecular function (GO): mannokinase activity; fructokinase activity; ATP binding
Source: RefSeq, a predicted model, not a curated record
AUGGCAGGUUUCCGAUAUCGUCCAGAAAUCCUGGAUGGGAUGCCAGAAAGCGAUAUCAUGUAUCUGAAAGAAUACGAGGAUUGGUUUGUCUUGGAGUCAGAUGAAUUAAAGAAGAUUACGGACCAUUUUGUCAAGGAAUUGGAAAAAGGCCUUACAAAAGAGGGUGGGAAUAUUCCCAUGAAUGUCACCUGGGUUAUGGGUUUCCCCUCCGGUCAUGAGACAGGACGAGUCUUAACUCUCGAUAUGGGAGGAACCAAUCUGCGCGUGUGCGACGUUUGUUUAUCAACGCGAAAGAGAGAUUUCGAGCAGACUCAACGCAAAUUCAAGUUGCCAGAUGAAGUCAAGACAGGCACUGGAGAGCAGCUAUGGGAUUUCAUAGCAGGGCGACUCGAGACUUUUCUCCAUGAACAUCAUGAUGGGGGUCAAACAGGCACAACUCUACCUUUAUCCUUUACAUUUUCUUUCCCAGUCGACCAAAAAUCCAUACGAAGUGGAGUUCUUCAACGUUGGACGAAGAACUUCAAUGUCUCAGGAGUGGAGGGACAGGAUAUCAUUCCACAACUUGAGGCUGCCUUCAAAAGAAAGAAUCUUCCCGUCAGGAUUGUCGCACUUAUCAACGAUACAACCGGAACACUUAUCGCCUCUCACUACCUGGACCCCCAGGUCAAGGUAGGGAGCAUUUUCAGUACAGGGUGUAAUGCGGCUUAUAUGGAAGAAUGUGAAUUGAUCCCCAAGCUCGCUGAUAUUGGGCUGCCAAAGAAUGCCAAGGUGAUCAUCAACACUGAAUAUGGCGCAUUCGACAACGACCACAAGGUUCUACCAUUGACUCCCUUUGAUCGGCAAAUAGACCGUGAAUCGGCAAGGCCUGGCACUCAGAUCUACGAGAAAAUGGUCUCGGGGCUAUACAUUGGAGAAAUGUUACGUUUGAUCAUGCUCACUCUGCAUGAGCAGGGUAGAUUAUUCAAGGACCAAGAUAUCACGCGACUUCGAAACGAGAAUGCACUCGAGGCCUCAUUUUUGUCUGUUGCGGAGUUAGACUUCUCAGAUGGGUUGGACGACAUGCGCGAAGAAUUCGAAGAAAGCCUGGGUUUAUCUCCAAACUUGAAUGAACUCAAGAUUUGUCGAUAUCUGAUCGGACUCGUUGCAACACGAGCUGCACGACUGUAUGCCUGUGGAAUUGCAGCUAUUUGCAAGAAGAAGAAUAUGCGGAAAUGCCAUGUUGGGGUCGACGGCUCAGUGUUUAACAAGUACAGUGGAUUUAAAGGACGGGCUGCUCAGGGACUACGUGAUAUAUUUGACUGGCCACCCAAUGAGCUCGAAUUAAUUGCGCUUAAUUCGUCUGAAGAUGGAUCGGGUGUUGGUGCUGCGUUGGCUGCGGCAUUAGUCCUCGAGGGCGAACAAAAAGCCAAACCCCUUUGA